AUGGAUAUUAAUAUCGAUAUAUUAAACAGCAAAUCGUUAUCAAAAUUUGUUGAAAUAGAUGUUGGCGUUUUGGGAACCGGCUGUUUGAUCGACUAUAAGGGCCAAACAGUUGUCCUAACCAACGAACAUGUAGUCCAAAAUCAAUGGCUGGCUUUGGUAACGUUAAACGAUUCGUCGGGCGACUACCUAUUCGGAGAGAUUAUAUAUGCCGAUCACAUCCACGAUUUGGCACUUAUUUCGGUUGACUUUGAAGGUACUAAUGCCACGAUAUUUACAGUGGCCAAUACAUUGCCCGAGUUUGGCGAUCCAGUGAUAACAUUGGGUUAUCGUAGCGCAUACCCGGCCUAUAACAUAGGUUACGGUGUGGUUACUUGUCCGCAAAGUUUGUCACUACAUAGUGAAGCAAAGCUUUACGGCAUUCACGAUAUAUCAGUCGAUCCGGACGUACCGCUCAUCGAAACCACUGCCGCCCAAUAUCACGGGUUUUCCGGUGGACCACUUGUCGACAAAAUGGGACAGUUAUUGGGCAUUAAUACCAUUUCUCGGUGGAAAUAUACACACCAUUAUUCAUCGGCCAGUACUCAUAUCGAUAAGUUUAUUGAAAAAGCCAUACAAUUUGGUAACAAUGAAUUGCAACGACGGGAUAGAGAGCAUCAAGUGUUGAGAUUAGGACUGUGUCUCAAAUGGAGUUCCCGACAAAAGGGCUGUACUGUCAUCGAUAAGCUGAUUGAAACUAACGAAAACUCCAAUAUAAAUGUUUUCGACACUAUUGUCGAAAUUAAUGGCAAACCAAUUGAAUCGUUAAAUCAUUUUAUUGAUGAACUCGACAAUUGUGUCGACAAUACGGAUAUAAAUGUUAAGAUUAGUGGCGAUUUGCAAACAUUUGCCAUAAAAACCAAACCACUUGAUCUGGUAAUUGUCUAA
Oppia nitens is the source of this 924-nucleotide messenger RNA. Its product is annotated as serine endoprotease DegS-like. Lineage: Eukaryota; Metazoa; Arthropoda; Arachnida; Sarcoptiformes; Oppiidae. Gene Ontology annotation, biological process: proteolysis. Gene Ontology annotation, molecular function: serine-type endopeptidase activity. Bases 1 to 924 code for a protein of 307 amino acids. The record is from RefSeq and is a predicted model, not a curated record. The transcript has 4 exons.